This is a messenger RNA of Phacochoerus africanus (Common warthog), 2362 nucleotides long. It is a transcript of the gene PEAK3, whose product is annotated as PEAK family member 3. Gene Ontology annotation, biological process: protein phosphorylation. Gene Ontology annotation, molecular function: protein kinase activity. The record is from RefSeq and is a predicted model, not a curated record. Bases 253 to 1653 code for a protein of 466 amino acids. Lineage: Eukaryota; Metazoa; Chordata; Mammalia; Artiodactyla; Suidae. Gene Ontology annotation, cellular component: actin cytoskeleton; focal adhesion. The transcript is spliced from 4 exons.
GACAGUCCGGCAGGCCAGGGGCUGCAGCUAUUGGGAGUUUGCACCCAAGGCCCCCCCUCCCUGCCCCAAGGUCACACCAGUCCUGAAGCUGGAUGUCCUGCCCAUGUCACAAAGAGUCAGGGCACUUUCCAUUGCCCUGAAAAGUUGAUGGGUGACAUUUGCCCAGAGAAGUCAAGCAACCCUCCCAGGGCAACACAGCAGGUGCUGGACCUCACCCACACAUGCCCUGUACUCUGACCUUCCCCCAGCAGCAUGAGUGACCCGGAGCCACCCACUAAGACCACCGGGGUCAACACCCCCACCUGGCCUACUCAGCCCACGUACAGCAACCUUGGUGAGGUCCGUGCCCACCUGCUGCCUUCCAAGCCCUGCCGCCCCAGAACACCGGAGCCUCCCUUGGCUCACCCGCAGCCCCUGCCCCCACCCCUGCCCAAGAAGACCUUGACCAGGACCCAGUCGCUGCCCACCCACAAGGCGCCCAGUCCCAGCCCUGUUCAAUCAGGGCAGCAUCGGAAGCCGCUUCUGGGAUCCCUCAGUGUGGAUGAGAGCAGGGCAGGCGACCAGAGGGUGGAGCCAGCCCGUCCGCCUGCAGAGCUGCCCUUCUGCUCGCUGGACACAGAACUGGGCCUCUCCCUCCACGACCUGCACCGCCCGGAGGCUGUGCACGCAGCGCUGGAGGCCAGGCAGCUGGAAGGCCUGCGUGUCGUGCACGCCCGGCUGCACGCCCGGCUCCUGGGGGGCCGCCCGGGCCCCUGCCGCCCCGGCCACGGCUUCCGCCUUUUGGACAGCUCGCCCUGCUUGGAGAGCGGGGACGCCCUGUACUACCGCCUGGUGCGCGCGGAUGAGGAGGCGUGGCACCUCCUGGCUGCCAAGGUGCCCAAGCCGGGAGCAGAGGAGCCCCACCCAUGGGGCCUGGAGCUGCAGGCCUUGCUGGCCCCACAUUUCAACCUCCAGGGGCUGUGUGGGCUGGUGCCUGAGGGUACACUGCCUGAGAUGUCCUGGAGGGGCCCCGUGGCCCUGGCGACGGAGGUGCCAGAGCUCACGGUGGCCCAGUGGCUGGUGGAGGCGGGCACACAGCCGCCCAUGAAGUUCACAAGGGCCGUGGCUCUGCUGCUGCUGCAGCUGAGCAUGGCCCUGGAGCACCUAGAGGCGCAGGGUGCAGCCCUGGCCGAACUCCGGCCUGAGAACUUGCUGCUAAUGUCCCCACGGGGCUGUGGGGCCACUGGACCCCCACGCCUGCUGCUGGCAGACUUUGGCCGCGUCCACCCAUGUCCCCAGGGCCCACUGGGCGCCCACGCACGGCAGCUGAGCAGCCUGCUCCGAAAGCUGCUUGGUCCCCGAAAGCCCUUGGCCACGCCCUUGGCUGUCGGCCUCGAGCACCUGGCGGUUCAGCUGGCCCGCGUGAGGCCCUCUGCAGCCCAAACGCGCUGUGCACUGCAGGUGCUGCUCUGGGGACCUGAACAGGAGCUGCGUGGCCGCAGAGCCCAGCUGGGGCCCUGGCUGCUGGUGCGGCGUGCGCUGCUGGUCCUGCACCUGGCAGAGCGGGCUGUGGGUGGGGAGGUGCCCCACCUGGAGGACUGGCUGUGCUGUGAAUACCUGGCCCAGGCCACUGAGGCCUCACUAGACCUUGCCCUAGAGCUGCUGUGGGACUGACCUUUCCUAUGAGUGAUACACCAGUUCCAGGCCUCUCCAAGAGACAGGCUCCCCUUCCCAGGGUGGGGUGGUGGCCGGUAUCUCCACCAUAGUGAGGACACCCCCUUCCAGAAGGGGCCAGAAGGCCAGCAGAGAAUGCGGCCAGACACUGAGGGCCCAAGUCCUCCCCAGGAAUGCAGGUCCCCUGCUUCUGGGGCUAAGGGCUAUUGGCUGGUGCCUGCAGAGGCAUUCUGAUGCCAGUGCUGCCCACCCCACUUCAGGUGGGGAACCCCCUGCCAAUCAAUGUCUCUCAGUGUGUGGAACCCUCCCCCCACCGCCCCCCACUCUCCAGCAGAAGCCAGAGUGCCCUCCUGGUACCGGGGUCUGAUGGUCACCAUCUCCAUGACAGUGUGGACACUCCUCCAUAUGGAGGCACUGGAGGGACUUCCAGUCCUGGAGCAAACCCUUGUGCUGAGGACAUCAAGUGUGAACAUCCUUGUCAAGACCUGCUUGGGGCCUCCAGGGAAGGGAGGCUCCCCAGAACCUGAGCCAGCCAGCCCACCCAAGUGGAGUCUCUCCAAAGGUUCCCAUGCCUGCCCCCAUAGCAGCUGCCUAGCUGCUCCUCUGUGAACUAAAUUCUGUCCAGCCACCAAGUCUUUGCAUGAACUGUUCUCUCUGCCAAGCUCUGAAUCUUACCUAUUCUAAGCAAAUAAAGUUGUACCUCCCAGGC